Molecule: messenger RNA, 2400 nt
Organism: Oncorhynchus keta (chum salmon)
Lineage: Eukaryota; Metazoa; Chordata; Actinopteri; Salmoniformes; Salmonidae
Product: Serine/threonine-protein kinase pdik1l-B-like
Exons: 4
Coding region: 293-1558 (421 amino acids)
Biological process (GO): autophagy; protein autophosphorylation; axon extension
Cellular component (GO): cytoplasm; autophagosome
Molecular function (GO): protein serine/threonine kinase activity; ATP binding
Source: RefSeq, a predicted model, not a curated record
GUUUUACGUACGGUUCUGUAGCCUAUCACAGCGCACGUUUGUCUAAGAGCGGGACGUUCCAAAGGGGAGAGGAAAGUUCUGCAAAUCCAUCUUUGUUUUCAUUUGACUCGAAGAUGUUGGUGUCCUUUUCAGAUUCACCUCUUAGUCAAAUUAACAGAUACACAUAGUUAUAAUGAACUUUUAGUGAAAAAAUAUAAAUGAACUCUAUGGGGACAUGGUAAACUCAAACACUGACUUCAAACCAAGAAUCUAAGAACAAACCAAGUUACUGUUUUAUAUAGUGAGUCAGAAGAUGGAGGAGUUGUACACCCUUGAGAGGGAGGUCGGACGAGGCAGUUACGGGGUGGUCUUCGAGGGCCACAUGGCUAAAACAGGCGAGCGGGUUGCCAUAAAACGCCUGCCCUGCAGUAGCCCAGAGUACAUCGAGCUUUACCUCCAGGAGCUGUGGGCUAUGAGAGCCACGGCCAAGAACCACCCCAAUGUCAUCGCCCUCCAUGGCUGCCUGCUGCAGACCGGACCCAAGACCCUGCAGCCCCUCAGGCCAGGCAGGCUGCCUCUGGACCUGGUGGAGAGCGCCCUAAAAGGGAGCAUGGUGGGGAUAAAGCAGAGCCAGGAGGAGAAAAGGACUAAGUCAGACUCCUCCCAGUCUAAAACUAAGAACAGAACUAACUCAGGUGGUCUCUUCAGAACCAAGAGCAGAUUGAGAACUAACUCCGAGUCAGACUUCUUCAUGUCCAAAUCCCAGGAAUCAACUAACUCUGACUUAUCCAUGUCCAAAACGCCUGUGAGGAAAAUUUCUGGCCACUCCAGGCACAGAAAGAGACCAGCCCCCACAGGAGAGAAGGAGAACCAUGGUCCCAGGCGCUGCUUGGCCCUGUGGCUGGUGAUGGAGUACUGUGAUGGGGGAGACCUGAACCACUACCUGUUGUCCAGACCUCCAGGAAGCAAGAGGAACCACAGUGUGGUCCAGCAGCUAAGCUCAGCCAUGGCCUUCCUUCACCGCCUCCGUAUCGUACACAGAGACCUUAAGCCAGACAACGUGCUUGUCUGUCUCACACCUAACGGGCCUCUCAUCAAGGUGGCUGACUUUGGCCUGAGUAAGAUGAGCGUUGAGGAGGGCCAUGGGGUGGAAGGAGACACCAGUCUGACCAGACAGCACUUCUCCUCUACGUGUGGCUCUGACUUCUACAUGGCACCAGAGGUGUGGGGUGGCCUCACCUACACAGCCCAGGCAGACAUCUUCUCCCUGGGGGUGAUGUUCUGGGCCGUCCUGGAGAGACUCACCUUCCUGGAGGAGGGCUCCACACAGGAACAACUGGGUGCGUAUGUGUGUAAGGCUCGCUGGCUGAUGCCACUGGGCGAGGCGUUGUGUGAGAACCCAGACCUCCAGUUGUGCAUCCCCAUGAAGUCCCGGCGCGCCCCCCCUCUACCGCCCCCUCCUGGCCAGGCUGUCUGCACCCUGCUACUGGACAUGCUGGCCUCAGACCCUGACGCCCGGCCCACCGCCUCCCAGCUGGAAGACAGGGUCCGCUCUGCCAUGGAGGAGGACGCACAGUGACGGGUCUGCGUCCCAAAGGAUUCCCUAUAUAGUGCACUACUUUAGACCAGGGCCCUUUAGGGUUUUAGUUAAAAGUAGUGUAUUGUUACAGGGAUAUUGGACCCUGGUCAAAGUAAGUGCCCUAGAUGGGGAAUGGGGUGCAUAUUGGGAUGCAGAGCUGGUGACAGAGCUUCUAUAUCCAAUGUGCUGAACACUCAUAUUCAGUCUUAUCUACUAGUGUGAGGGACCAUGUUGGCGUUAAACCCACAACGUUGGGUUGAUGUUGCCACCUGUCCGUACCAUGCUAACCACUGAUGCUUCUCUUCUUCUCAUCAAUAUAUUCAGUUGUAUGUGGUCCCUACAAAAAUAUAACCCACAACCUUGGUGACCCAAUGCUCUAGCCAUCUAAUGGUCAAAAGAAAUGUAUGCUGACUUGCCAGCACCAUGCACGCACCAAGUCACCAGGAACAACUACUGCUACAUAGGAACCUGGGGUUCUGUACCUAUUCUUAAAGAUGCUUUUGGGAAACCGGGCCCUAGUCUUCUGACUCUGAGGGAAGCUUACUGUUCUUUAGGCACAUCAAUAUACCUUGUGAGGUGAGUGAGGUUAGGUAGGUAGGUGAGUGGUGUUUUUGUCUUCGAUGCUACAAACAGUUUGGUUCGCUAGCCUAUAGGCCUACGUUGUGGUCAGAAAUGGUUUGCACCUAAUAUUUAUUAUUUCAUUAAUCAUGGAAUGUACUUGAAUGAUUGUAGCACUGCUUGAAGAUACCACUUGACAUAUAUAUAUAUAUAUAUACAUGUAUUAAACUGUAACAUUUUAUUUUAAGGGAAUGUGAUUUAAUAAAUACAUUUAUGGAGUUUGA